AUGAAUUCGGAAGAACCAGUCGAUUUCUGCCCCUACCGGCAGAACCUUGAUUGGAACCAUGUCCAAACCCAAGAUUUCUCCAACAUCCAGUAUUUCCAACCUUCAGAUUCAGAGCUGGAAAAUGACGGCGACGUAUAUGCCAAUGGCGUGACGUAUCCUUCACAACCUGCACAAGCCAGCAGCGGCAGUAAAAAGAGCAAGAAGAAGGCAAAGAAGGACAAGAAGGCAGCACAGUACACCUAUGAAGAGCCAUCGGCUGUCGCCCCUGAGCUUCCCACGCCUGGACCGCCUCAAGACAACGGUAUAGCCGAAGACGAGUGGCCGACACAAUCCUCAAAAAAGGACAAGAAGAAGAAGAAGAAGGGCAAAAAGGAGGAAAUUGCUGCACCUCCGCCACCUCCGCCUCCGCCACCCGUAGAAGCCGAGCCCGAACCGGAACCUGAGCUUGAACCCGAGCUUGACCCUGAGCCCGAGCCCGAGCCUACGCCUGAACCGAUAAAAGAGAAACAGAUCGUUGCAGAGGAGGCACCCGUGUCUCCGACGAAGACGAAGGAAUCUUCCAAAAAGGACAAGGAAAAGGACAAGAAGAAAGAAAAGAAGAAGAAAAAGAAGGGCAAGGGCGGAAAAGACGCCGAACCAGAGCCGGUCGAGAGCUCAAGAUCGAUCCCCCCUCCGCCGCCACCACCCCCGGUAGAGGACGCCAAACCGCCAAAGAUGGAGGAAGCUCCAGCUCCGCCUCCGGAGACCAUCAUUGAGGCGAAGGAGGAGCCGCCGGCCGUCGAAGCUGAACUUGAGGCGGCUGCUAACCGAAGCCUGGAUGACGCCAAAGUCGAUGACACGGUAGCGACGGAAAUAUCGCCAGACGCUGCUGAGGCCAUUGCAGAGGCAACGGAGUCGGCUGUUGUAGAUCCAGCUCCCGCCGAAUCUCCUGUUGAAGCUUCUGUUGAAGCUGCAACAGAAGACAGCCAAGACAACGCAGCCGAUACACCAGCAGAAGUGGCCCCCGAGGCAACAGAGGCUACACCUGAAGCUUCCACUGAGGAGGUUGCAGCUGAAGAGCCCACAACAGUUCAAGCAGAGCCUAUUGCAGCGGAACCUCAGACCGAAGACACACCACCUGCCGAAGCUGUUCCCGAGGCUACUGAGGCACAGGCUGAAGCCGAAGCUGACAAGGAAGCGGACAGCAAGCCUGGAGACGCAACUCCUGCCGAUGCACCUGCUGAUGCAGUCCCCGAAACAACCGCAGAGACGCCAGCAGAGGAAAAGUCCGAAGAGUCCGCACCUAUACUAGAGGAUGCUGCACCUGUUACCGAUGAAGUCAAGCCCGAGGAGUCCACAGUCUCGGAGUCGACCCCUAACGCGCCCGCUGAUGCAGAGCCUGAGACUGUUGCACCAGCAGAGGAGCCCGCCAGUGAGCCUUCAGCUGAGCCUGUAUCGGAAGAGACUGCACCUGUUGCGGAUGUUGCGGCUGAUGCCACAGUCGAAGCUGAGUCGGGAGACGCUGCUCCCGUCGAGGAGAAAGCAGCUGAUGAGGCCGCUGUCGAGUUAAAACCUGACGAUUCUGCGCCAGCUCCGGAAGAGACUGCCGCUGCUGAAGAGCCAGCUACUGAGACUUCAGCUGAAGAUAAGCCGAAGGACGCUGCUCCUGCGGAUGAGCCCGUCACCGAGACUUCAGAAGAGCCAAAACCAGAGGAUGCUGCCCCUGCGGAGCCUGCGGCCGAAGCUUCCGUUGACGCCGAGCCUGCUGCAGAUGUCGCAGAGGAGGCUAAUUCGGAUGACGCUGCCGCUGCUGAUGGGCCUGCUACCGAUGCUCCUGCCGAUACUCCUGCAGAUGCUCCGAUUGAUGCCCCGGUUGACACCACAGCUGAAGAAUCCGCGCCUGCGGAAGAACCUGCUGCUGCCGAUGCCAAGCCUGAGGACCCCGCCCCCGAGGAGGCACAUGUAGAGGCUUCGCCUGAGGAGUCCCCUGCUCCUGCUGCCCCUGCGGCCGAAGAAACUUCCGAGGCCAAAACUGAGGAUGCUCCUUCUUCCGAAGAACCGGCUGCCGAACCCGUUGCCGGCGGAGCAUCUGAUGAAUCAGCUCCAGUUGGCCCCUCAGCCGAGCCUUCGGUUGAGGCAGUGGAAGAAACGACCUCCGAGGAGCCAAUGCCGGAAGAAGCAUCGACGGAGGCAACUACUUCGACGGAGGCCAGUGCUGAGACGGAGGAAUCUUCAGUUCCUUCCGAGGUCGCCAAAGAGGCUGAAACAGCCGAGCCUGGACCGGCUGAGAUUGAUGCCGCUGAUGCUCCGGCUGAAGUGGCCGCCGAAACUCCGGCAGCUGAAGAAGCAGUGUCAUCAGAAGAGGUCCCGGUUGAAGCUGCGGCUGAGACGCCAGUUGUGGAGGAUGCAGCCGAAGCCGCAGUCGUCGGGGCAGAUGCUCCCGCGGAUGAUGCUGUGAAGCCCGAAGAAUCUGAACCAGUACCCGCUGCCUCAGACGAAGCACCAGUACCUGAUGCUCCGGCUGACACCCCCAAACCUGCAGAGGUUGCGACUGAGACACCUGAUGCUCCAGCUGAAGCAGCUGAAAGCGAAGAAUCUUCCCCGGCUGAGACGGCCGACGUCAAGGAAGACGCAGCACCUGCUGUAGCCGAACCUGCGGCUAUCCCAGAAGAUGCAACAACCACUGAUUCAGAUGCUGAAGGGCCCAAGUCUGACGACACCACCGUGGAGGCAGAACCAACAGCACCACAAGAAGAGACUGCCUCGACUAGCGAAGAUGCGCCAGUUUCUGUUGGUGCUGAUGAAAAGUCCGUUGAGCCAGCCACUGCGACCGAGCCGGCCGAAGAGCAGCCUGCUGCUGCAGACAAGGAAGCCGACUCGGCAAUUCAGCCGGCAGAGACCGAGGCCGAGCCUCCGGUCGCUGAGGCGGUCGAGGCACCAGUCGAAGCAGACGCUGAUCCUGCGGGCGCUCCUGAGCCUGUCGUCGAGACAGCAAAGGCUGACGAUGCCGAGCCUUCGACGGAGGUUGCAGAGAGCGCUCAACCUGAACCCCCCAAUAAAUCAGAGCCCGAGGCCGCGGAUGAUGCCCCGCCCGAUGCUCCGGAGACGGUCGAGACAGCUGCCGAAGAGACAAAAGAGCCUGAGUCAGAACCUGUGCAGGAGGAGGAAUCUCCUGCUCCCAAGGAAGAGGACGGCCCUCCUGCAGAACCUGAGGGGGAGGCUCCCAAGGACGAAGAAGAUGGCGUUGCAAGCGUUGAACCAGAGGCUUCUGAGCCAGUCGAGGCUGAAGGUGAUGCCCCUAAAGAGGCAGCAGUGGAAGCUGCGGCAGAUGAUGCUGCCGUAGAUGAGCCUGCCGCGGUUCCUGAGGUUGAAGCUACGGAGAAGCCUGCUGCGGAAGCUGCAACAGAGGUUGAGGCUCCUAUUGACGCGGCCCCUGAAGACGCUUCUGAGAGCACUGCUGAGGUCGUUCCCGAGACUUCUCCUGAGGCUGCUUCCGAAGUCACUCCCGAGGUUGCUCCGGAGGCUGCUCCGGAGGCCGAAACCGAGGCAGCGACAGCUGCAGUUGAAGCUGAUGCUACCAAGGACGCCGAAACUGAGGCUUUUGUUGAGCCUAACACUGCUCCUGAGACUACACCAGUGGAAGCUGAGCCAGCUGCAGCCGAGCCAGAGGCACCGAAAGAGGACGAAGCUGCCGCCACACCAGAGGAUAGCCCAGCGGACGCUCCAGAAGCCCCUAAGGAAGCCGAUAUCGAGACCGCAGACGCUGCUGUCGCCGAUGCAUCUGGGGAUGCCGCCGCCACGGACGACGCAGUUGUCUCAACUGAAGGUAUGGACGGAUACGAAAUCAUCAGCGACGGCAAAGAAUUUAGUUUCACCGUGGACAUUCUCUCCCCAGGGACCAAGGAUACUAAAGAAGAAACAGAACCUGCCGCUGAAGACGAAGCCACGCCCGAAGAUGCCAAAACCGAAGAGGCAAUUUCCGAUCCCGCCCCGGAGGAGCCGAUUACCGCCGUUGCCGAAGUGGAGACCGAGCCAAAAGCUCCCGAGGAGACCCCAGCCGAACCGCCCGCCGAUCCUGCUGAGCCCGAAACCAAUCCUGAGGAGCCCAAAGCCGAAGCUGCCGAGACGGAAACCGUACCUGAGCCCGAGACCACCGCGGAGACUGCAGUUGUGAAGCUAGAGGCACCUGCCGCUGCUGAGGAUCCCAAGCCGGAGCCCGCGGCUAAGGCAGAACCGGAGUCGACUCCCGAGACUAACGACGAAGUCCCAUGUGCGGACCCGGACCCGGAUGCCAAGGAGCUCGAACCGGAGACGACUCCAGAUGCACAAGAACCUGAGCCGCCAACUGUGGAAGCUCCAGAGCCCGAGGCCGAGGCCGCCACCGAGACCUCUGCUCCUGCCCCUGAAGAACCUGUUCCGGAGACGGCUGCAGAGACGGCCGAAGAUGCUGGUGAGGCGCCUCCUGAUGCUGAUGCUGCUGCUGCUGCUGCUGCUGCUGCUACUCCCGAAUCUGAGGUUCAACCUGAAGACUCCGCCGCGGCUGAGGUCGCGGAGCCUGCGCCCGAAGCAGCUGCUCCCGCGGAUGACAACGAACCAGCCGCCAAGGUCGAGGGUGAUGCUGAGAUUAAGGAUCCUGAGCCUGAAGCGCCAGCAGCAGAGCCUGAAGGGGAGACGGCACCAGCUGAGGCAGCGUCUGAGGCCGAGGAGACCAAGGAGCCCGAAGCAGAAGCUGUCCCUGAAGCUUCUUCUGAGGCGAAGGAGGUCGAUCCUGCUGCUGAGCCUAUCCCCGAAGCUGAACCCGCUGCUGAAGCUGAACCCGCUGCUGAAGCAGAUCCUGCCGCCAAAUCUAAAGACGAGCCCGAGGCCGACGUGCCCGCUGUUGCUGAGCUAGAGGAGGCAGCGCCUGUUCCGGAGACUGUGGCCGAUGAAGUCAAAGAGCCUGCCGCUGAGCCUGCUACCGAGCCUGCGGCGGAAUCCGCUGCGGAAGCUGAGCCAUCUUCUGAUGUAAAAGAGGCAGAAUCCGAGACUGAUGCUGUGACUGAAGCAGACGUCAAGGAACCUGAGGGUGAGGCUGCGGCUGAGCCUGAUGCCGCUCCUGCGACUGAGGCUGUUUCUGAGGUUGAGGUCGCUGCUGAGCCCGCCGCUGCUCCUGAAGCAGAGGCUGCUCCUGAAGCGGAAGCGGCUAUCGAAACUCAAGAGCCCGCACCUGAACUUCCUGCUGAGGCAGUGGCUGAGGAACUCGAGUCUGCCCCUGCUCCCCCUGCCGAAGAAGCUGAAGCAACUGAAGCUGAGGUCGAAGUGGCAGAAGCCAAAGAAGCAGAGCCCGCGGCUGAGGCGGAACCUACUACAGAGGCGGAGCCUGCUGCAGACGCCGUUGAUCCUGCUCCUGCUCCUGAGUCAAAUGAGUCUGAACCUGAAUCGGAACCCACUCCGGCCGAUGCUGCUCCGGCUGAAGAAGCUGCUGAUGUUACGGACGCGGUUCCAGAGCCGGAGGCGCCAGCAGCGACCGAAGAGGCCAAAGAACCCGAAACCGCUGCUGUAGAAGUUGCCGCAGCUGAAGUCAACGAUCCUCAGCCCCAGACCGAGGUUGUCGAGGAGGCGAAGGAUGCCGCCGCUGAGCCGCCUGCCGUCCCAAUCGAGGCCGCUCCUGAAACCGAAGAGGCUCAACCCAAUCCGCCCGCUGCGGUGGAGGAACCUGCCGAGGCGGAGCCUGAACCGGUGUCUGAGCCAGCUGCGGAAGAGACAAAGGAGCCUGAACUCGCCGAAGCUCUCGCGGAGGCGAAUCACGCUGCCGCAGUUGAGGAAACGCCAGCACCGGAAGCUGAGCCUGCUCAGGAGGCCGAGGCCCCCGAUGGAGAUGCCGCGGCUGAACCGGUUGAAGAGCCUACGCCUGCUGAGGAACCUGCAUCGACAGAAGAUCCUGCACCUGCGCCUGCGCCUGUUGAGUCAGAGGCAACAGUUGAGCCAGAAGCGCCCGCUGAACCAGAAGCGUCCGCUGAACCAGAAGCGUCCGCUGAGCCAGAGAAGCUUGAUGAACCAGCAGCUGUUGAAGCUUCUGCCCCGGCCGAAGAGUCUGCACCAGCGGAAGAACCCGUAUCAACUGAGGAACCAGCGGUGGCUGAGGAGCCUGCUCCCGCUGAAGAACCUGCACCUGUUGAUACAGAAGCGCCCGCGGAGCCGGAAGCUGCUGCAGAAGCUGCUGUUGAAGAAUCUGCGCCAGUUGAGGAGCCUGUUCCCGCUGAACCAGAGGCUCCGGCUGAGCCAGAAGCACCAGCUGAGCCAGAGGAGCCUGCUGAAGCAGCUGUUGAGUCUGCUGCAGUUGAAGAUGCGGCUGCUGCUGAACCGGACCCAUCAGUCGAAGAACCUGCCCCUGCCGAGCCAGAGCCACCUGUCGAGGCAGAUGUCGAGGCACCCGCAACGGCUGAAACAGAAGACCACACUGCAGAAAUCGCAGCGGCUGCAGUGGCGGCGGCGGCAGUAGCCACGGGAGCGGCGGUGGCGGUGGCAGCAGAUGGUGAACAGACGCGGUCUUUGGAUGCUGAGGAAAGCAAGGAUAGGGUGGGACCAAUUGCCUCUGAUGCGAGAGAGGCAGAGAAAUCAGGUGAGAAUUCCCCUCCUUCUCCUAAUCCCGAUUCCCCCGAUGGAGAGGCACGGGAAGGACGGGAUGGCCAAGAUCCCGAGGACGUCGAACCGGAACCCGUCGCGGAGCCUGCCGAAAACAACGCCCCGGAGCCGGAAUCCAUGGAACCCGUCGACGAGAACGAGAAAGUGAUGCCUGCCGAAACUGCCGAAGGAGACGCCCCGGAAGAGCCAAUUGCCGAGGUUCAGGAGAGCCAAGAUGCGGUCGGCGAAGAGCCUGCUGUUGAGGAAGCUGCCCUACCACCCUCGGACGAGCUACCAUCUGCCACUGAUGAAGCGUCACCACCAUCUGUUGAGGAGCCUUCUGUCGAAGAGACCGAAUCACCAGAUCAAGACAAUGCUGAAGUCGCCGCAGACGAAACGUCCACUGAGCAGCCUUUGGAGGAACCAGCCCUCGAAGACACCACUGUCGAGGCUGAACCCACUGAAGCAGCAUCGGACGAACCAGCUCCCGCAGAAGAGACAGCUCCAGCCGAACCUGCUUCCGACGAGACCAUCUUAACUGAGUCUCCGCUAGAGGAGGCAGUCGCUGAGGAACCUACUCCAGAAGAAGCUUCACCCGAAGAGCCUGUAGCUACAGUAGAAGAAUUGGCCGUGGAGGAGCCGCCUCUUGAGGAGGCUCCUGCAUCUGAGACUGCUCCCGAGACAAUAGCAGAGGAGCCCGAGCAAGUCGAAGAUACAUCCACAGAGAUCGCCGCCGCUUCCGAAGAGGUUCCAGCAGAUGCAGUGCCCGAGGAGCCAGCGGCUGAGGAAGCUCCACCAGAAGAGCCAGACCAAGCACCAGAGACUCCAGCUGAAUCUGCACCCGAAGAGGCCAUCUUAGAGGAGUCCGUCGCUGAGCCUGCACCAGAAGUCGUCUCCGAAGAGCCCACCAUGGAGGAUGCCUCUCCUGAAGAGUCGACACCUGAUUCUGCACCAGCAGAGCCUGCCCCCGAGGAGGCGACUCUGGGUGAAGCUACUCCAGAAGCCGCGCCAGAAGACUCCCCAGCAGCCGAGAUACCUCCUGAGGACGCCGUUUCUGAGGAGCCUUCUCCAGAGGGGCCUGCCUCUGAAGCGACUUCUCCCGAAGAAGCCGUUCCUGAGGAAGCCGUCCCCGAAGAGGUCGCCUCCGCAGAGCCUGAUCCCGAAGUAGCUGCUCCUGAAGAAGUCAUUGCCGAGCCCGAAGAAAUCACUCCUGAGUCUACUCCUGAGGAGCUUACCCCUGAAGAGCCCACUCCCGAAGCUGCGCCUGAGGAGGCAGUCGCCGAGGAACCUACUCCAGAAGAAGCUGUUCCCGAAGAGCCUGCUCCCGAAGUUGCUGCUCUUGAUGAAGCCGUCUCUGAAGAACCUGUCUCCGAGGAGCCUUCUCCUGAGGCGGAGAAUGCCGCGCCUAUAGAGGUUGAGGACGCACCCGAAGAUACACCGGCAGCCUCCGAAGAACCCGCCUCAGAAGCUCCCGUCAACCCCGAUGACACUCCUGAAGACGCCCCUGCAGAAGAACCUGCAGAGCCCGACGCAACUGAGGAGGCAUCAACUCUAGAGGCGAACGCCAAUGGACCCGAAGAAACAGUACAGACACCGGAUGACAACGCGGAGCCUGAUGAUAGCGACGAGACAAUUGAUAAGGACGCACUCAUUGCUGGAGCCGCCGUCGCUGGUGUUGCUGCUGCAGCUGGCUCGUUUGCUGCCAAUGCUAUCAAAGACUCAGACGACGAAGCUACGGCUAGAGAAGCACCCGGUCCCGCUGCAGCAGACGCAAUGUCACGUCGCAGCUCAUCGGACAAAUUGACGCAGACUUUGGAUAAUAUAUCGGCCCUGGACACAAUCACCAUGGCGGACCAAAAGGACUCGGACGUGGACGCCAACUUCAGCCCCGUGCAGCGAGACGGAUUCUCGGACUGCGGAACGCAAACCGAUGGCUCAGUAUGGAGCCUCCGGCCCUCGACUCCCGCCGUGGUUCUCCCUGAGCUUUCCAUGUCACCGGCCGCCAAGGAUAGGGCGAGGGCUCUCAGACGGCAGCGCAAGGUUUCCAUCAAGCAAGCGGAGGAACUCAUCGCGGCUGCUGUGGUCAUCUACGCCACAGCCGAAACUCUUCGUCCACCCAUGAGCCCAUCAUCUCAGAGCAGCUCGCAACUCAUCAAGGCAAUGCCCAGCUGGGAGAAAAUGGACAUCAAACCGAAAAAGGCCUUUUUCUGGAGGGUUCUACCAGGCCUUCUUUCCAGACGCAGGAGUACUACCACUACGGGAGCGGAUAAAACUAGCAGGCUUGAUACUAACUACUUUACAGAGAAGAAGGAAGCAGAGCGCGAGAGGCACCGACGACGACGCCAUUCCUCAACCCAUCAUCCUUCAUCAUUCUCAAGCCGUAGCCGAGGCGAAGACGACAGCAGAGACCACGAGAGUAGCAGACGCCACUCGCACACAUCACAUCACUCAAGUCGACGAAACCGAACUGACAGCGAGCGAUCUCUCCGAUCCGGCGAAUCCGUGCCUCGAACUCCGCCAGGCCCUAUCAAGAGACAAGACAGCGGUUUCGAAGAGAGCCCCCAUCCUCAUUCCCAGUCCCGUCAUCGCAGCGAACGUAGCGAGCGGAGUGGGCGAAGCGAACGGAGCGAGAAGACCGAGAAAAGUGAGAGAAGUCACCACCACCACCACCGCAGUGAGCGUACGCCUGAGGAGCAGGCUGCCCAUGAUCGACGCAAAGAGGAGCGGCGACUCCGGGAGAAAGAGCGCGAACGCGAUGCCGAUCGUGACAGACCGAAAGACAGGCACCGCGAAAAGGAGCGCGAGCGCGAACUCCAACGUGAGGUCAACCGCGAGAACGAGGAAAGAGAGCGUUCGCGUCGCAAGGGCAAGGAGCCCGAGACUAUCGCCAAACCUGAGGAUACGCCCGAGCGCAGUCAUCACCGCUCUCGUCGCCACAGCACGUCAGAGCAUCAGCGCCCGCACCGCACCCUCAGCAAGAGAGAAUCCAUGGAGCCUGCGCCAGAGAAGCCCCGGCGAUUCUUCAGCGUCAGAGGCGAAGGUACGACCGGGUCCAAGUUUCCUCCCCAGGACCCCCCGGCGCCAGCCACGCCAAAGGACGACAUGCCAAUGGAUGACAAUGCAGGACGACAAGAGUCUACUCCCACACGCGACACUCCCAAGCGAUCGAGCACAACGCGGGACAAGCACAGGCACAGAGACAGAUCCGAAGGCGGAGGCGGUGCCAAACUGCAAAAGGUUCGCGACGAGGUCGCCGAAGAAGCUCGCAGAGACGCUCGCAGGGCUGCGGAGAAGGCCGAACGGGCUGCCGCAAAAGCAGCUGAAAGGGCCGAAAGGCAUGAGAGAACCGAGAGGGGCGAGAGGGUUGAUAGACUCGAGAGACCCGAGAGAUCCGAGAGACCUGAGAGGGCUGAGAGAGCUGAGACAGCCGACAAGCCGAGAUCAAAGCACUCGGACGACUCUCGGCGCCGCGCUCGUGUGGAAGACAGGAGGAGGGAGGACGACAAGGCUAAAGAGAAGGAGAAGUCAAAAGGGAUCAAGGGCGUGUUCAAGCGUCUCUUCAACUAA
Colletotrichum abscissum is the source of this 10149-nucleotide messenger RNA. RefSeq lists its product as uncharacterized. The transcript is spliced from 2 exons. The record is from RefSeq and is a predicted model, not a curated record. Lineage: Eukaryota; Fungi; Ascomycota; Sordariomycetes; Glomerellales; Glomerellaceae. The coding region runs from base 1 to 10149 and encodes 3382 amino acids.